Aspergillus viridinutans is the source of this 1599-nucleotide messenger RNA. RefSeq names its product putative MFS transporter. Gene Ontology annotation, cellular component: membrane. Gene Ontology annotation, biological process: transmembrane transport. Gene Ontology annotation, molecular function: transmembrane transporter activity. Lineage: Eukaryota; Fungi; Ascomycota; Eurotiomycetes; Eurotiales; Aspergillaceae. The transcript has 9 exons. The record is from RefSeq and is a predicted model, not a curated record. Bases 1 to 1599 code for a protein of 532 amino acids.
AUGGCUGACAUCGAAGGUAAAGUCUCCAAGGCCGAGCAGCAGGAGACGCUUGCUCCUGUGAAACCCUUCCACCAUGGAGAACUGGACCAGGAAACAGCAGCGUACGCGAACUCGACCGCCAUUCAUGUCGACAAGGCGACCAACCGACGCUUGUUUUGGAUGAUCAACCGCCGCGUGCUGGUGUGCAUGCUUGCGACAUACUUCUGUCAAUCACUCGACAAGGGCACACUCGGCUUUGCUUCGGUCAUGGGGAUCCAGAAGGACGCAAGUCUCGUCGGCAACGACUACAGUUGGCUGGGGACGAUCCUGUACGUUGGCGUGUUGGUAGGAGAAUACCCGACCAACUUUCUCCUGCAGAAGCUGCCUGUGGGUAAAUACAUUGCGACCAAUGUCUUUCUUUGGGGUACUGUGAUUGCUGUAAGUGAAUCGUCCGCGGUCCGCGAGUUCGAGGCUGAUCCUCUGCAGUGCAGCGCUGCGGCGACGAACUUUCCUGGUUUGAUGGUCGUGCGGUUUCUUCUUGGUAUCUUCGAGUCCUGUGUGCAGCCAUGCUUCAUCCUCAUGACAUCGAUGUGGUACACGAGAUCGGAGCAGACGAUUCUGACCAGUUUGUGGUAUUGCAUGACGGGUGUCCAACUCAUGGUCGGUGGUCUCCUUGCCUACGGUGUCCAGCACUACCAAGGCCACUCCAUCAAAUCCUGGCAGCUUCUAUUUCUUGUCCUCGGAGUAGCCACCUGCGCCUGGGCUUUGUUCAUGGGCUGGUAUCUGCCCGACAGCCCCAUGAAGGCCAAGUGCUGGAGCGAGGAGGACAAGCGACUGAUGGUCGAGCGAGUGCGCGCCAAUGAGACUGGUAUUCAGAACAGGGUGUUCAAGAAGUACCAAGUGCUUGAGGUGCUCAGAGACCCUGCCGUCUGGCUGUACGCUCUGUUGCAGAUAACCAGCUGCUUGAUUAUCGGUGGUCUAGGGGUCUUCUCCAACAUCAUCAUCAAGAGCUUCGGCUUUACGACUCUGCAGACGCAGCUGCUCAACAUUGCACAAGGUGGUGUCACUAUCGCUGUGAUGGUCGGCGGUGCGUCCCUGGCCACCUGGACCAAACAGACCAUUCUCAUCAUGCAUCUGUGGACUAUACCCGCCAUUAUCGGAACGGCCAUCAUCUUCACCAUCCCUCCCACACCGAAGACGCGCGCUGGCCUGCUCAUCGCUUUCUAUUGCACACAGUUCAUCCUCGCCGAGGGCAACCUCCUCUUCUCCCUUAUCUCGAGGAAUGUGGCCGGACAGACCAAGAAGUCUACCGUCCUGGCGGUGACCUUCAUCGCCUGGUCCUCCGCCAACGCCGCCGCACCCCAGAUCUUCCGAUCCGAUGACGCCCCGAGAUACCACAAAGGCCUGACCGCUCAUUUCUGCUUGUACGCCCUCUUCAAUAUCAUCCUCCUGACCCUGCGGACUGUCCUUAUGGCCCGUAACCGGAAGAAGAGAAGCGCUGCUGCGGCAGCCGCCCAGGUUUCGCCAUCUGAGACGUCGGUGGACGAGAAGAUUGAGCACUCGAAUGCCUUUUUGGAUUUGACGGACAAAGAGAAUCCGGACUUUAGGUAUGUUUACUAG